CUGGCUGAGGGCAGCGGCGGUUCGGCCUCCGCGGGGCCGCCCCCGGGCCCGCCCCGCCGCCAGGUGCGGUGCCGCCGCCGCCCGCGGGAUCUGGAAGCGCAGUCACGGCGUGUGCCGGGCAGGGAGGCUCCUGAGGACCGGGCUGGCGCGUGCCGAGCCAGGAUCUCCGCCAUGAGCAAGAUCUCCAAGUUCUUCAAGGGGGGCGGCUCGGCCGCCUCCAAGGGCCGCAGGGGUCCCUCGCCGCAGGAGGCGCUGGCCCGGCUGCGAGAGACGGAGGAGAUGCUCAGCAAGAAGCAGGAGUACCUGGAGACGCGGAUCGAGCGGGAGCUGGCGGUAGCCCGGCAGCACGGCACCAAGAACAAGCGAGCUGCCUUACAAGCGCUGAAGAGAAAAAAGAGAUAUGAGAAACAGUUGAAUCAAAUUGAUGGGACACUUUCGACUAUUGAGUUCCAGAGAGAGGCAUUGGAAAAUUCCCACACCAACACAGAAGUGCUCAAGAAUAUGGGUUAUGCUGCACAAGCGAUGAAAAAAGUACAUGAAAAUAUGGAUUUGAACAAAAUUGAUGAUUUGAUGCAAGAUAUCACUGAACAGCAAGAUGUUGCCCAGGAAAUUUCAGAUGCUAUCUCAAACCGAGCCACCUUUGGUGAUGAGUUUGACGAGGAUGAGUUGAUGGCAGAAUUAGAGGAACUGGAGCAAGAAGAACUGAACAAGGGAAUGAGAGAUGUCAGGUUGCCAAGUGUUCCAUCCACAUCGCUUCCUUCUCGCCCUGCAUCGACCAGGAAACGAGCAGAAGAUGAAGAUGAAAUGAAGAAACUGGCUGCCUGGGCUUCAUAACAGCAUGGUCUUUUUAAAACUCCAAACAUUAUAGUGCAGAAUGUAAAGAGCUGUACUGCUGUUUUACAAUCUCACUGAUUUAGUGUGGUUGCAUUUCAUACAGGCUGGGGUUUUUUAUGGCAUGUCUUGCUGAGACUGGUGUUAACUGCCAUAUUACAAAACUAGCUUAAAAACCAGCAAACAAAAUAAUUAAGUAGUUGCCUAAACCUUCAGGCAUAUAUUUUUUUUCAGCCUUGUCAAGAGAUUUGUUUUAUUAUUAGUAUCAGUUUUUAAUAGGUACUAUCUUACCAUAUCUGUUGGUUUGUAAAACCUGUGUGCCUCACUUAUGCUCAAAGCUGGAUUCGUUUUUGAAAUGCGGAAGUUAAGUAAGUUGUCAGGGCCCUAUAACUAGAGGGUUAUUUGGUUCAGACUAUUUUAAUAUUAGCAAAACAACUUAAUACAUGUCCUCACUUGCAAGUUCUUUGAGCCCAAGAAUUACUAACAAUUCAUUUGGACAUGAAGCUUCAAACAGUCUGCCGGGAGCAACUUACGGUGUCCUAGAUAUUAAGAGGAAGCUCUUCUGUAGGCUUAUUGAAGUGGGAUGUGCUACUUGUUUUGUUUUAACUGGCCACAAUGUCCCAUGCACUUCUCUAAGUCUACUUGAAUUGUAUUUUAGACUAUUUCUGACUAGGUUACAGAAUUACAGUGAUUGAGGAAAGCAAAACACUUAGGUUCUUACAGAUUCUUGCCAAACACUACUGAUUUUCAUUAACCCUGUCAGAAGUCCAGAAGAGAUUUGACCUUCCUGUAUUCUUAUCCUCUUCAUUGUCUUUACUUAGGAUGAGUCUUUACUUAGUAUGAUAAUACUCAUCCUCACAGAAGGAAUUACCAAUACAUUUUUAAUUAUACAAUUUCAAAAUAAUUUUAAUUUCUGAGCAUCUGGUUCUUUUCUCUUACUCAGCUUGUAAAUGGUAAUAGUACCAGUGUGUUGCAUUUGCAGUUGCCUUUUUAAACCCUGGUUAAAAGCUGAUUCUGGGUUACUUGUGAAGCUGGUGUGUUACUGUCCAACUGACAGUGUUUUAGCCUGAGGAGCGCGUGCCACUCUUGAGUGCUAAACUAUUACAUAUAUGGAGGAAUUGCUGUUCAAAUGCAACCCAAAAAUUAAAUAGGCUGCUUUGUACUAAUGAAGUAUUAAACAACUCUUAAGGUCUAUGCUAGUAGCCUGCUGUCAAUCACAAGGAAAUAGUAAGACGCUAUGGAGUUCUUAGGGGUGUAGGAAGCAGAGUCCUUGAUCUAGGUUUCUUGUUUUCAAAUGAAUUUAAAUUUAGUGGUGACUGAACCACCUGGGGAAUAGUGGUGGACUUGGUUUCUGUAGAUCUUCAGCAACAGAAGACUGACCCCUUCUCCUGCAGGCUUUAGCCUGUGAUUUGCUGGGUAUUCAGCUUCAAUAGGUUUCAGUAAAAUAGAAAAUAUUCUAAAUUAUUUCAAACCCAUUUGCUAACCCUUCUGGCUUGAAUCCUGUGUUCAAAGUGUGUAGUUUAUGUAGGUCUCUGAAUUGGAUACAAAACAUAUUAGCACACACUGGGUGCAGGAUCAUGCGAGGCUGGCAGUGCUUCUGGACACUUCUAGUAUUUCUAAAUAUGAAGCCAUGCCUACAUAAUCUCAUGGUUAGUUUGGAAAAGCUGGCUUCCAGGCUCUGUUCUUGGUUGAAUUAGUAGUUUAGCAGUGCUUAGCUCUUAUGCAGCCCUUGGCAUAUUUGGAGUACUCUAUAACCUAAUGGAUCUCUAAGCUUCCAUUUUGAAACUAAAGUGACUUUUAAGUGUACUUUGGAAAAUGUGGGCCUGCUGUUUUUGAAUAAGAACUUUCCAUGUGAACACCCCUCACUGGAGACAAAAAAAUCCUGUAGAGAUCUUCUUUGCUAACCAGUGUUUGACUUCCAGCAAUGUUUUGGCCAAGUGUUGAUCCUGAAGAAGCUUCAGGUGUGUUCAGCUUAUUAAUCUCAGAUCAAGCACUUUAAAAACAAAAUGUUUGAAAGGUGAAGAAAUGAAACUCCAUGUUCAGAUGAGCUGCUCUGAAGGCUUAUGUAUAGUGGCUGGUGAUCCUGAAAGACAGACUCAUGUACCAGUUCAUAGGCCAGGAUGUGAAGUUGGUGAAAUUGUACUCUGGAAUACUGUAGUGAUGUAUAGAAACCAAAAUACACCAUGGACCUCCAUAACUGGAGUGUUUGUUGCCAUAUUUUUUUGGGACACCCAUUUUCUUCAAGGGCAAAGGGGUUGUAGGGAUUUAACUCAGCUGAAGGAGUGGCUCUUUCCUGUGUAAAUUCAGAUAACAGUGGGACAAAUGGCUCUUUCUUCUUUGAACAUAUGCCUCUCUUCACGCCAAGAUGGUAUUUGUUUAGUAUGUAAGUAGUCGAGAGUGAAUAGUGUCAAUGUCUUAUUGUAAAUGUACCCUAUUAACUGGAACAUAUUUUACAGGAGGACUAUGGUAGCAGAUGGUGUACUGUAACUGACUUCCUUCUGGUUGCUUAUUUAUUCUGAGAUUGUUUUUUCUCCUAACAGGCUUAGAAAUUUUUAACCUGGAUAACUUUAAAAAGGGGAAAUAUAUUAAUAAAAAGUGGAACUAAUUAAUAUAUGUAUAUAUAUAUAUAUACACACUGUAAAUAAAUAUUUUGGUGUCA
This is a messenger RNA of Poecile atricapillus (Black-capped chickadee), 3490 nucleotides long. It is a transcript of the gene CHMP4C, whose product is annotated as charged multivesicular body protein 4C. Gene Ontology annotation, cellular component: multivesicular body; ESCRT III complex; cytoplasmic side of plasma membrane. Gene Ontology annotation, biological process: late endosome to vacuole transport via multivesicular body sorting pathway; vesicle budding from membrane. Lineage: Eukaryota; Metazoa; Chordata; Aves; Passeriformes; Paridae. The record is from RefSeq and is a predicted model, not a curated record. The transcript has 5 exons. Bases 172 to 834 code for a protein of 220 amino acids.